Messenger RNA from Ramularia collo-cygni, 705 nucleotides. RefSeq lists its product as uncharacterized. Bases 1 to 705 code for a protein of 234 amino acids. NCBI's taxonomy places the organism in Eukaryota, Fungi, Ascomycota, Dothideomycetes, Mycosphaerellales, Mycosphaerellaceae. The transcript is spliced from 3 exons. The record is from RefSeq and is a predicted model, not a curated record.
AUGCAGAGAGAUCCUUGGGUUGACGAAAUGCUGAAUCUUGCUGGCGUCCCUGACAAUAAUGAAGAAGAAGAAGAAGAAGAAGAAGAAGAAGAAGAAGAAGAAGAAGAAGAAGAAGAAGAAGAAGAAGAAGAAGAAGAAGACAACACUCCGCUGCCGCCAAUGGAAGAAGAGGAAGAGGAAGAGGAAGAAGCUGCUGCGGCUCCGAGCAUUGAGAAGUCACCACGAGCUACCGGAAAGCUGCCUUCGCUUCGCGCUCUGCCUCCUCGCCCUCCUCGUACGCCAGCCCGUGACUCUAGUGUGUUCUCCUUCCGAUCCGACGACGAUGAGGACGACAAUGCUGCUGCUAGAGGACAAAUGCUGCCGCCACCGCCGCUAACUCCUGGUUCUGCGAAGAAAAGCGGUCCGAAGGUUGGUAGCCAUAACAAAGGCACUACCUUUCGCCGACCUGAGAACACAAGCUCUGAGGUCUACUACGGCCUGUCCGUCCGUCCUGAAUCCUUCGACCUUAAAGCUUUAGAUCGACAGAAAGCGCUUGUACAUGUUGCUCGCAUUGAGGAGACCAGUGACGGUGAAGUGCGGCCGCGCUGUGAGCGCUGCACAGAGAGGGGAUAUCCAAUUUGUCGCCAGUAUACGGCACAGCUAAAGAAGGAUACGAAGGUCGUGCGUUGUGCUCGCUGUUUGURCGACGCAAAGCCAUGUACAUAG